Molecule: messenger RNA, 1265 nt
Organism: Pecten maximus
Lineage: Eukaryota; Metazoa; Mollusca; Bivalvia; Pectinida; Pectinidae
Product: enkurin-like
Exons: 4
Coding region: 104-862 (252 amino acids)
Cellular component (GO): acrosomal vesicle
Molecular function (GO): calmodulin binding
Source: RefSeq, a predicted model, not a curated record
UUACGCAUUUCCUGGAUACGACGUUGCUAGGAACAUCAGACUGUUGAUUGUGUUGUUGCCCAGUGGAGUAGGUCUAUUUGGUACAACCACAGUCAAACUAAAGAUGUCUUCGUUCACAGUGUACGAUCUUAUUCCCACAGAGGAACUUAAAAAACAAAAACCACCUAGACAUGUAUCCAAAUUCAAGCUCAAUGUCAAACAGGAACAAAAAGAUAACAGAGCCAAUCACAAAACAAUGGGACAGGCUAAUGUACCUGUUCCCACCACAGAUGAUUACCUAAAGAAGCGGUCAAAGGAACCAGUCCUUCCCGACAAAACCGGGUUCAAAUACCCUGAUGAGGAGAGGCGAAGACCAGCUGUACCACCUAAGGACAACACUCCACUCAUGGGUCUCAAAACGAACAAGAACUUCAUCACAACCAAUGCUGUACAGAAUAUCACAUCUGUACCGAAAGCCCCUCAAAAGAUCUAUUGUGACACCAGGAAUGGAGACAAAAAUUACCUUGAUCCUUCUGGGCUGGAGCCAAAAUACAUUCAUAAAAAGGAGUACGGAGACACACCAAAGUACCUAGUUAAACGUAAGGAUGAGAUGCAGAAAGCACAGGAAGAGUAUGAUGCUUACAUUGCGGAGCAUUUCCGUCGUGGUGCCAUGAGGUCUUUAACUGAGGAAGAAAGACAGGCAAUAUUGAAAGGUCUACAGGUUAACUGGGAGGAUAUACACGAACAGUACCAGAGCCUUUCUGUUGUUACAGACACAGCACCAAAGAAAAACCGCAAGGAAAGAAUGGAGGCAGAAAUGAAACAACUAGAAAGAGACAUUGAAACAUUUGAAAGGCACAAGGUCAUCUACAUUGCUAACUGAAAUUUCUUGAUCAAAUUUGGACAAUUUUAAUCAACUAUUUAUUAAACAGGUUCCAAAUUGUAAAAAACAAAAACUUGAUUCAACAGGAGAGAACAAAAAAUCUUAACUCUGAUUUUGGAAAUGUUGGCACUACAGAAAAAAAAAUCACAAAUACAUGGAUUAAUAGUUUUCAAAUGAUAUAUUCAUUGAUUCAUUGUUUAAUGUUCAGACAAGUGUGGGUAUUAUAAUCUGGGAAGUUUACCAUGAGAAAUACAAUAUGAAUGUCUGUACAUACGGUAAAUGUCACCCUGAAUAGUAAGGUGUGGCUAAAGGUAGAGUUCACUUUAACAUGUACAUAUUCUUAUGUGUAUUCAACAAUACAUUUGUAAAAAUAUUAUGUAAAUAAAUGUCCCGUCUCGUAAGA